UUUCCAACACCGUUCAUGAGGCAGCAUUUUAAAUCAACGCGUUUUAUUUAUUUGGUUCGCCGGCAGCCGGCUUUUUUUGCGCUGAAUGUGAAACAAAACAAUUUGAUGUUUUUUAUGAAACAAGUAGGCUAUGCAUUGUAAUGUCAAAUUGUGUAGCUAGAGAAUUUCGGUACAAACGGUCAUUCGUAAUGCAGAACUACGUACAAUACGUAAUACGUACAAGUCCCACGUCUAGAACCUUUUCUACGGGGUUUUCUAUUUUAUUUUUAAAUAUUACAAAAUUUCAAUUAGCAUGAACAAGACUGAACAAUAGUAAACGAUCUACAAGUAACAUACGAAUAGUUAAAUUGUUAUUAGUUAAAUAAAUCUGACCGUUCUGAUAAGUACGCGCGCGCUUUCCUUUCGUCUAGUAAGUGUUAUUAGUUAAAUCCAGAAAUAGAAGCCACAAUCAUGAUUUCAACCAGCGAGACUUCUAAGAACAAAGCCCCGAAGAGACGCAUCAGCGAUUCUCUGAGGACUCGUCGUAUUCGCCGUCUAGGCUCGGCUGUCGAUCGAGCCGACACCAAGGAGAACCACCGCUCCGCCGAUCUCGCCGUGGUUGCUGCUUCACCUCAGGGCCCGUUGCCCGAACCGAAUAUUUAUCCGGAACGUCCCGGUUGCGGCCAGUAUGCCUGGUUGAUAGGUCUUGUGGCUGUCUUGAGCGGCCUUGUGCUUGCCAGUAUGGCGGACCUAUCGGGAUUAUCGACCGACACCAUUAGUGAUUUCGUAGACAGCUAUUCCAAUCAGUACAAUGUAAUUAUUCACGAGCGUCCCGGUUACUGCGAACGCCAUGCUCGCUUGGGUGCCAUGGUGGACCACGCCUGGGAUCAGGUGCUGAACCAGCCGGAUGCUCUCGAGAAGCUAGAGCUCGCCUUGGACAAUACCACGUUCAAUGCCAUUGCAUUGAUAGGAUCCUCGGGUGUUGGAAAGAGCCACACCGCCCGUUUGCUGCGCGAAAAGUUCCCGUGGCCGGAGAAUGUUAAGACUGUUGCCUGGGACGAUUCCAACGCCCUGGCCCUCAUCCCCAGCAUCCUCUCGCACCUGAAGCUGUGCGGGCGCAACCUUAUCCUCGUCGAUAACAUGACCCCCAAGGACAUACGCUACGUUCCCUAUAUCAACGGCUUGAUACGCACUCAUCCGGAAAUCGCCAAUGGAACGGCCAACAAACCGAGCAAGAAGUACGUGACCAUUGUGUACAUCAUUAGCCUGAACCGAUUGCUGCCCGAUGACGAGUUCCAGGCCCAGAAGAUGGCCGUGCAGAAGCUGAUCAACACCCAUCUGAUCAACUACAAUGACUUGGAGCGCUCUCACGUCGAGGACUGCAUCCGCCGUACGGCCCGGGUCGAGGGCAUGGAACUGACUCGCGAUCAAAUCCUUGAUAUAAUCUAUUCCAUAGAUUACAUAAAUGCCGGGUGCAAGCCAGUCCGUGCCAAGGUCCUGAUGUACGGGACGCCCGUCAAGCAAAAGCCAUAGGCUACUCGAUAUUUAAUAGUUCGACUAGGAGCGCCGUUAGCGACUUCUAUUUUAGUUAUAAAUUAACGUUUGUGUAGUGUAUAUAAAUUUAGAAAAUGCCAUGACAUUCCUAAUAGGAUAAGCGACGCCAAAGGACCUGCUAGACAGCGAUUGUGAAGACUAGAACUUUUGAAGUUGGUAGAACUAUAGAUAAUAAUGCAGGGAUUUCAAAUCUGGUAUGUGCGAGGCUUAAACUAGGCAUCAGAAAGAAUAAAAAAAAUUAUUUUUGGAACUUUAA
Messenger RNA from Drosophila bipectinata, 1789 nucleotides. RefSeq lists its product as uncharacterized. NCBI's taxonomy places the organism in Eukaryota, Metazoa, Arthropoda, Insecta, Diptera, Drosophilidae. The record is from RefSeq and is a predicted model, not a curated record.